CUCCACGGAAUAAAGGGGAAUGUGUCUGGGUCUACUUUUGUGCAGGCACUGCUGUGUGCCUCUCCCCCUGGCCUCUGUAGAGCAAAAAGGGGGGGAAAAUUGAGCGGAUCUCGCCAAAGCGUCUGUAAAUGGGAGUAUACUAUACAUGCAAAAGAAAGGGUGGAGAAGAAGCUUGUAAGAAAUAUCUCGCUUGGAGCCAAGACAUGGAGUGAGCAAGGACUGAUAGAAUUGGUAGGUGAACAGAGAGAGAGGAGCCGGGGGAAAAGCUGUGGUCAAGGGCGUGUGUGACAUGAUGCCCGGACAAAUCCCUGACCCCUCAGUGACGGCAGGCUCUCUGCCCAGCCUAGGCCCGCUGGCAGGCAUCUCUGCCACGACGCUUACGGAUCAGCUUAAAUACGCCGACCUGUGCAGCCUGGGGGCCAUGCUGUCACCACUGCACCUUCUGGGCAAGCUGGGCAAACGCCACCUUCCCAUUAAAGCAGAGAAGGAUGAAGAAGAGGAGAGGAGGAAAAGAAGGCGAGAAAAAAACAAAGUGGCAGCAGCACGAUGUCGAAACAAAAAGAAAGAACGAACAGAGUAUCUACAACGGGAGUCGGAGCGGCUGGAGAUGAUGAACUCGGAGCUGAAAGCACAGAUUGAGGAGCUGAAGCACGAGCGCCAGCAGCUCAUCCUCAUGCUUAAUCGUCAUCGGCCCACCUGCAUCGUGAGGACGGACAGUGUGAAAACCCCAGAGAGCGAGACUAACCCCCUGCUGGAGCAGCUGGAGGCUAAAUGAGGAGGCGCAGAGGCUCAGAGUGGUGCCUUUCCACAGUUACUGUUUACAGGUUAGCUUCCAUACAGCUAGCUAGAAGCACUUAGCUCUAAGCUCUUGGACAUUUAAAGAGGAAUGAGUCAAGCACUCCAGCCUGUGAGCUUGGAGUUUAAGAGCCUUUGUGGACCCUGCUCCCCCUCUCCCCCGAGCCACACAGACAUGUCCCAAUCAGAUUGGGCUAUGUGCUGACAGUUACAAGUUUGUAUUACUGUUACUUUUUCUAUUUGUGGUCAUUCAGUGCCUAAUAAGUUCAUCAUAAUCCAACAAGUUAAAAAAGAACAGGUUCGGAGGAGUUUGGUAACAACACUUACUUCCUCUCGGUAUCAUGUAUGAUGAAAAGGCUAACGGAUGAAGCAUUGCUAUCCGUGUUUGUGGCCUUUUGCCAAUGUAACUGGAUGAUUUGUACUACACUCCUUGUGUCUUCAUGAUACUGAGUCAUGACUUGCCCUCAAUAGCAUUUUUUUUUUUUGACGCAGGCGUCAUGUAUGCACAUAUAUAUGAACUGUUUACAUCAUUCUGUUUUAUUAGUUACCUACAAUUUAUAUAUAUUUUCUGAUUUUUAUACUUCUUGUACAUUACAUUAUAUGGACUGUUAUCACUAGAUGUGAUACAUUUUAUAUUUCUGCAACAAAUAGUUAUAUAACCUUUUUUCUGUGACUUACUCAUUUUGUUUAAUGGCUGUGAAGAAAUGCAAACAAAUAUUAAACAGGAGUCACUCCUAAAUGUUA
This is a messenger RNA of Colossoma macropomum (tambaqui), 1539 nucleotides long. It is a transcript of the gene jdp2a, whose product is annotated as Jun dimerization protein 2a. The transcript is spliced from 4 exons. NCBI's taxonomy places the organism in Eukaryota, Metazoa, Chordata, Actinopteri, Characiformes, Serrasalmidae. The record is from RefSeq and is a predicted model, not a curated record. Gene Ontology annotation, cellular component: nucleus. Gene Ontology annotation, biological process: regulation of transcription by RNA polymerase II. The coding region runs from base 290 to 775 and encodes 161 amino acids. Gene Ontology annotation, molecular function: DNA-binding transcription factor activity, RNA polymerase II-specific; RNA polymerase II cis-regulatory region sequence-specific DNA binding.